CGUAGCGAAAUCGGCGGAGUUGUGCUCUGAAGUGUAAAUAGUACUAUAAAAAAUUUAGAUUUUUAAACUAAUUUGGAUCAAAUUUAUGUGUUAAUAUGCAAUAAAUUACAAAAAUUUUGAAUGUUUUGUUAGUUUUCUAAGGAAGCAGAAGUUAAACAGUGUUUAUUAUUUUCUAAGUAGUUAAACUUCUACGCGCAAUGAGACAUCUAUUGGUCAUCUCAGCUGAUAAAUAAAUUUUUCCCGCCAAUACUAUACCUCCGACUCAUGAAAGCUAAGUACUUUUUUAUUUACAUUCCUUGAACACCUUUUUGUUUAUGUGGAAAAAAUGGGUGCAACUACUCCUAAUGAGCAAGAAAUACGAGAAAAAUUUCAGGAAUUAUGUGCAGAUCUUAACAUGGAUGGAAACGCCACUGAUGAAGCGUGGCAAUCAUUUUUAAAGAUUAGCAACACUUACACUUUAGAGGGUGAUGCCUUACAUUGGCUGGCUUGUGCCUUAUAUGUUGCCUGUCGAACUAUAGCUGUCCCAACUGUUAAAGGAAGUGUUGUUGAAGGCAAUUAUGUUUCUCUAACAAGACUAUUGAGAUCUUGUAAAUUUAGCCUUGUUCAAUUUUUUAGUAAAAUGAAAAAAUGGGCCGAUAUGGCCAAUCUCCCCAAAGAAAUGCGAGAUAAAGUUGACAGAUUAGAAAGAAGUUUUAAUGUUUCUACUGUAAUAUUUAAAAAGUUUGAACCAAUUUUCUGUGAUAUCUUCAAAGACCCAUUUAAAGAUCCUCCUCGUCCAGCACGAAGUAGAAAACAAAGAAGAAUUCCUUGCACAUCUUCAGAAGUGUUUGCAUUCUGUUGGACUCUAUUUAUUAGAGUAAAAGGACACUUUCCUGCAAUAUCUGAAGAUUUAGUAAAUUCUUUCCAUUUACUACUAUGCUGUGUUGAUUUGAUGUACUGUAAUGCCUUACUUGCUGAUAGAAAAGAUAUUUUAAAUCCAGAUUUUGUAGGUCUACCACCUGAAUUUGAUACUAAGAAUUUCAUAAUACCUUUUGAACCUCCUUGCAUUAUUGAUUUAUUGUGCAAUAAACACCAAGGUAUUGCUGUUGAAGCAAAAGGAAUUAAAGAGCAUUGGUGGAAGCCUUAUAUAAAAAAGCUUAUGGAAAAGAAAAUCCUGAAAGGAAAAUUAGAAUCCUUGGCAGGUUUAUUGGACACUCAAAAUUUUGAGUUAAAUAGUAAAGCAAUAAAUAAAGAGUAUGAAGAACAUGUUCUAAAUGUUGGUGAUUUUGAUGAAAGAAUAUUUUUGGGUGAGAAUGCUAGUGAAGAAAUUGGAACUCCUGCCAAAGGUUAUCAUCCAGGAAUGUCGGAAUUUGCUGAGAGAAUGAAAGAAGUGAGAGGGAACCUACAGCAAUACAUGCAAGAAACUAGAUCACUGUUGCCUUCAACUCCCCUGACUGGUAGAAAAUAUCUGAAAGACAAAGAUGCUGCAUAUAUAACCCCAGUUAGUACUGCAACUCAGGGAGUUAGUCGUUUACAAAAGUUGUUGCUUGGAAGAGAACCCAAACCAAGUGAAGUGCUUCGAUCUAUUUUUAAAGAAUGCAGCACGAAUCCAGAAGAAAAAAUAAUCAAUCGAAUAAAAGAAAUGGGUGAAACCUUUUGUACCUGCUAUGCAAUGCCAUCUGAUGAUCAUAUAGGAUCACACACAGAGUUUGCUAAGAAAAGACUAGCACUGGGGGAGAAUUUAUAUUAUAAAGCACUAGAAGACAUAAUGGUUUUGGAACAAAAACGUUUACCACCGAAGACAGAUUUCUCAACUAUGUUGGAUCUUGAUGCUUUCCACAGUUCCUUAUUUGCUUGUUGUUUAGAGAUUGUGAUAUUCUCUUAUAAUUCUCAGAGGUCCUUCCCAUGGGUUCUGCAAAUAUUUAAUCUUCAGCCAUAUUAUUUUUACAAAGUGAUAGAACUACUUAUCCGUGCUGAAGAUGGAUUAUCCCGUGAUGUUGUAAAGCAUUUAAAUCAUAUUGAAGAACAAAUUUUAGAAAGUAUGGCUUGGAAAUCAGAAUCUCCUUUAUGGGCUGCUAUUGAAGCAUCAGGUUUGGGUGUACCAUCUUGUGAAGAUGUGUCCUUACCACGUCCACCAAAUUCAAGUAUGCAUCAUUCCUCACAAUUAGUUUCAUCACCUUUGGCUCAUCCUGCGGUUCGAAGAGUAACUAGUGAACGAAAAAAUCCACAAUCGCCUGUUGGACUAAGUGAACGUUUCCAAUCGCCUGCACCAGCGGCAAUGUCAAGUGCAAGAAGAAGGCUGUUUGCAACAACAUCUGCUUCUGGUACUGGACAGGUAACGCUGACUACCAGCCAAACAGUUGGAAAUAGUAUUUCUGUUGGCGAGACAACAAUUAUUAACACUAAUCCAAUUAUGAGUCCUGGGCGUAAUGUGACUAUUAUAUUACAACAAGUUCAGAGUGAUAAUGGUAUCACAUAUCUACCAGCUCAAAUAACAAGGUCUCCUUUGACUCAAGGCAAUCAACAAAUCACUUGUGUGAAAGCUGCUGUUGCUAAUAGUAAUAGUAUCACAGUUCCUGUCAAUGCUACAUCAAAUGUUCAAGCAAAAACUCCAUCAGAAACAAUGAUUAAACCUAAAAGGACUGGCUCCUUGGGUUUAUUUUUUCGAAAGGUAUAUCAUUUAGCCGGUGUGCGGCUCAAAGAAUUGUGUGAUAGACUUAUGAUAACAGAUGAAGAAUUAAGACGUAAAAUAUGGACAUGCUUUGAGUACUGCAUUAUGAAACACACUGAUCUGAUGCGUGAUCGACAUUUAGAUCAACUGCUUAUGUGUUCUGUAUAUGUUAUUUGCAAAGUUACUAAAGAAGAUAGAAGUUUCCAAGAAAUAAUGAAGCAUUACAGGUUACAGCCUCAGGCUGCUAGUCAUGUGUAUCGAAGUGUACUUUUAGCCAGUAAAGGCAAAAAGCGAAGAAAUUCAGGCAGUAGCGAAAACAGCAAAGAUGGAUCUGGUUCAAAUUCACCUGUUCCGUCUGAGAACUCAAAAAGUGAAAAUACAGAUAAAGAUGAAAAAGAAUCAAAAAGAACCGAACAGUUGAGCACAAUACGAUCAUCCAGUACUCUACCUGUACCUCAUCCAAGUAGUCAGCCUCCCACUCCCACCAAAUUAACUGGAACUGGUACUCAUUUCGAAUUUGAGGAAAGAGGAGACCUCAUUAAAUUUUAUAAUAAGGUUUAUGUGCCAAAACUUCAAAAGUUUGCUUACAAGUUUUCACAGACAAACAAUGGUCUUGAAUCUCCACCUCUAUCACCUUUGCCAAGAUUGAAUGCCCAUCCUUCAUCUCCUUGGAGAAGAGUCUCUAACAAACACUCUCUGUAUGUAGCUCCUCUGACCAAUACACAGUUCCCUCCCUCCCCAGGAAAACCACUUUCCUGUUGCUUCAAUAAAAGCCCUGCAAAGGAUCUACGAGCAAUAAACAAUUUUGUGAAGCUUGGAGACAAAAAGGUUGUGAAACGACUUCUGCAGGAUGAUAAUGAUAAUGAAAAUCCUCCUAAACGAUUAUGUGAAGAUCUCACAUUAAGAAAAAUUCAGGAUGUUAUCACUGAAAGACAAGGUGGAAAUAAUAAUGGACUUCCGGAAUAAGUUGUAUUUCUUUACAAAUUCGCAUGUCAACUUAAAAUUAUUUUUAUUGUUCAGACAUUUGUGUUCACUGUAGAAAACCUUUGUUUCCACUGUUGUUAUUUACUUUGGAAUGUGUACUGCCAUUUUUGUUUAUGAAGUCACUGUUUUAUUUGAGGUCAAAGAUACCUCAAGGGUUUUUAUUUGUGUAGUAUUAAAAAAAAAAUGUACAUUACUUUUUGUUUUCUUUUAUUGUUAUGUAUAUUAACUAUGCAAUGUAGGUACAAUUAUGUUAAGCAUUGCUGUAAACUAUUAUGUGCUUUUUAAUGUAUAUUGCUUUUAACUGCUAUUGAUUGUGUUUUAAUUUUCUGAAAUUCUAUUUAUAUUUUAAUUAGUAGGAAUUGCUCUUGCAUUUUAUUAAAAAAGAACGCUUUGUUUUAAUACUGGCCGUUUAUAAAGACUUCAUAAUAUAAUUAUGAAAAGGAAAAGAAUGUACUGAAAUAAAAAUUCAAUUUCAUAACUGAAACUGUAAAGCAGCCAUUAUAAGAUUUCUCUAUAUUCAUAUAGAAUUAAAAUUCUUUCAGUAGCAAUGUGCAGAAUAAUGUACUUGUUGAGUGAAUAUUAUCAGAUUUAAAUUUCAAAAAUUACUUAAUUGUAGAGCUGAGUCAAAUUUCAAAUCAUUAUUUAUAUUUUUUAUAAAUUAUUUGUCAAGUAGAUUUGUUUGAUUUUUGAUUUAAUGAAUGUAUAGUUUGAAUAUGCUAGUUUUUCAGAUCAAAAUUUUGUUUGAACUUAUUCUGCAUGCAUAUGAUAUUAAUAAAGCAUCAUACAAAAUUAAAUAAAUGAAUUUCAGACUUACAUCAUGUGCCAUUUAAAUUUCAACUUUUAAACCAUUUAUAGUUUCCGGUUAAAUGCAUUUGGGAAACUGAACUAGAGUACUGGAAUUCAUAUAUUUUUAUAUCAAUGGAAAACUUUUGUUGUAAAAAUUUGAAAAAUACUUGUAUUAACAUUUUACUUUAAAAAUAAUUCAGUUACAUUAAAGAUUUUUUGUAUAUAAUAAUCUGCCUGAUUUAAUCAGGCUGUUGUGAGAAAAUUCCGAGAGCAAUACAAUAAUCGAAUAUAAAUAUGCAAUGAAGCCAACUCCAAAGUGUUGGUUUAAUGAUAGAAUGAAUGAAUGAAACUUUUUUAAAAAUCAUAUAUGUGUUAAAUAAAUCCUGUAUUUUUAUUACCCUAAAAUUUCAGACUGUGCUUAUAUUCAAAUUUAUCAUAUUUAAUAUUUUAGAAGAAUUUCUUGUAUUUUAUUGAUGUGCAAAUGAUCCAUGUUGCUAAUUUUACAGCACGGAUAGUUGAGAGUUUUUAUGACGUUUGUUUCCUUUGUUAUGUUAAUUCAAUUUGUUAUGUUUAUCAAUCCUUGUUUUCUUAGAUACUUUAUAUUAAUAUUUUUGUAUGUUUAUGAUUCAAUGAAGUAUUUGUGAUGUCCUGUCUGCUUUUAA
Argiope bruennichi is the source of this 5082-nucleotide messenger RNA. RefSeq names its product retinoblastoma-like protein 1. Bases 326 to 3616 code for a protein of 1096 amino acids. Gene Ontology annotation, molecular function: RNA polymerase II transcription regulatory region sequence-specific DNA binding. The record is from RefSeq and is a predicted model, not a curated record. The transcript has 24 exons. Lineage: Eukaryota; Metazoa; Arthropoda; Arachnida; Araneae; Araneidae. Gene Ontology annotation, cellular component: transcription regulator complex; chromatin; nucleus. Gene Ontology annotation, biological process: regulation of transcription by RNA polymerase II; cell differentiation; negative regulation of G1/S transition of mitotic cell cycle.